AUGGCAGGCAGAUUCCGAUUAGAUGCGGUUGUUUCCGCGAUAGUUACGGUGCACCCGCACGAGAUUCCGGCGUUGCUCCACUCCUCUUCCUGCUUCUUCUUCAUUUUGAGUGCGUAUUUCGUUGUUCUUCCACUUCGCGAUGAAGGCGCAAUAUCGCUUGGAUUAUCAAAGCUACCGGGACUGUUCGUCGGAUCUCUGUUUCUCACUCUGAUUGCUGCUCCUGUUUCCACCCUGAUCUUCUCUUUGCCCAAUCUGUCCAAAUCCAAGGCUUUGGUUAUAAUACAUAGAUUCUUUAGUCUAUCGCUUGUUCUAUGUUUCCUUCUUUGGAAUGCCUCCCCAACAGAGUCUAUGCCAUCUAAUUCAAAGGAUGCAGUUGACUCGGCAUCCGAUAUAACAAAAGAACCAAAAGUUGGUAUCGAUGGAGCAAAUCCUGCUUCUGGAUGGGACAACCAUGGCUGGUUUUACAUUUCUGUUCGAGUUGGAUUUUUCCUUUGGGUUGCGUUGCUUAAUCUUGUCGCUAUUUCUUCCACAUGGGCUAGAAUAAUAGACGUUAUGGAUAGCGAGUCAGGUGCAAGAUUGUUUGGUUUUGUUGGUGCCGGUGCUACCCUUGGACAGCUUUUUGGAUCGGUGUUUGCUGCUGCGACUGCUUGGAUGGGUCCAUAUUUACUUCUAUUUGCUGCUCUUUUGAUGGAAUUUGCUGCACAGUCUUCAAAAGGGAUUGCCAAGGAGAUUUCCCAGUCCUCUGAGGAGUUGUCUCCUCUAAGGAAAACUGAUAGUGAGAGAAGACAGGAAACUUCUUCUCCAAAAGUUGGUUCUCCAAAAGUUGCUACUCCUAAAUCGCCUAUCUCCACAACCAGACCUCAGCUUUGGGCCAUUUUAGACGGAAUGAGACUUAUAGUAGCAUCGCCUUAUCUUUUGCUUGUGUCUUUGUUCCUUUGGCUCGGUGCGGUCAUCUCCUCAUUCUUUUAUUUCCAAAAAGUGAAUAUUAUUGCCACGACAAUCAAAUCAUCCAUUGGUCGAAGAAGACUGUUUGCCCAGAUAAAUAGCUUCGUUGCAGUUUUCAUACUUAUUGGACAACUAACUCUAACGGGCCGAAUCUUGACUUUAGCCGGUGUCACGGUUGCAAUAUCUGCAUCUCCAUUUGUCGCUCUUGGGAAUUUGGUUGCUAUUGCAAUAUGGCCAACUUGGGUUUCAGUUGCUGUGUCUGAAACCGUGAGAAAGGUGACAACUUAUGUUGUAACUAGACCUGGAAGGGAACUUUUGUUCACCGUUGUCUCGCAAGACGAGAAAUACAAAGCUAAGGUAUGUAUAGACGUGAUUGUUCAACGUCUAGGAGAUGCUGCAGCAGCGGGACUAUUCGAACUCCUAACCAUUGCUCUUGGCGGUCAAACAUCAACCGCGUCACUCUAUGCAUUGCCAGUGUGUUUAAUAUGGAUAGUCACGGCGUUCUUCUUGGGCCGGCGACAAGAACAACUGGCGAAAUUCCAGACCAAGAGAACGAAGAAGGCUGGAAUUGUCGGGAAAUAUGGUACUCGAUAUGGUGCCAGUCUUCGGAAGCAAAUCAAGAAGAUGGAAGUAAGCCAGCACAGCAAAUACUUCUGCGAGUUCUGUGGAAAGUACGCAGUGAAGAGAAAAGCUGUUGGUAUAUGGGGUUGCAAGGACUGCGGGAAAGUUAAGGCCGGUGGUGCAUACACUAUGAACACCGCUAGUGCUGUGACAGUAAGGAGUGCCAUCAGACGGUUAAGGGAGCAAACCGAAAGCUAG
Arabis nemorensis is the source of this 1764-nucleotide messenger RNA. NCBI's taxonomy places the organism in Eukaryota, Viridiplantae, Streptophyta, Magnoliopsida, Brassicales, Brassicaceae. The record is from the annotation of a GenBank genome assembly.